GCGGGACGUGGCGCGGCAGUGGCCGGGAGGAGGACGGAGGAUGAGGAGCGCGGCAGGCCCCUGCCUAUGAGGCCACCCCGUGAUGAGCGCCAAGGCCAAGCGGGUGCUGUCCACCCGCCCUGAGCCCCCCAGCGUGGAGCAGAUCCUGGCUGACCUACAGAGCACCCACCCAGGGGACCCCAUCUUCAUCCUCCCCACUGAGCCUAGCCAGGACCACAGCCCCUCCUCAGGCUCCCCACCCAGCCCUGCUGAGGAGGAGAGGGAGAGGCUGUACCACCUGAGCCGUUCCUACGUGGGGAUGAAUCAGCAGCUGCAGGCGGCCCGGGAGCGGCUGCGGGAGCAGCGGGAGGAGCUGCUGCGGGCGCGGGCGGUGCUGGAGCGCGACGUCGCCGACAUGAGGCAGAAAGCCUGCUGAGCUCUGCCCACCUGCCUCCUCCCCAGCGCUUGGCACUCCUCUCUGGGCACCCUGGACUCCGGGUGGCUGCCUCAGGACACCCAUCAGGGGGCCUGGGAGCGUUGGCAGAACG
Molecule: messenger RNA, 527 nt
Organism: Dryobates pubescens (Downy woodpecker)
Lineage: Eukaryota; Metazoa; Chordata; Aves; Piciformes; Picidae
Gene: C31H19orf25
Product: chromosome 31 C19orf25 homolog
Exons: 3
Coding region: 83-415 (110 amino acids)
Source: RefSeq, a predicted model, not a curated record